Molecule: messenger RNA, 2064 nt
Organism: Momordica charantia (bitter melon)
Lineage: Eukaryota; Viridiplantae; Streptophyta; Magnoliopsida; Cucurbitales; Cucurbitaceae
Product: protein NRT1/ PTR FAMILY 4.6
Biological process (GO): transmembrane transport
Cellular component (GO): membrane
Molecular function (GO): transmembrane transporter activity
Source: RefSeq, a predicted model, not a curated record
UCCCCUGCAUAUCUCUCCCAUUUCUAUCAAAAUUGGAAUGGUCAGCAGUCAUAUUUAAUUGCACUUUUUAAAAAUAAGACGACCCGUAUGAAUUAAGAAAGCAUUACCAAGUUGCAUACUUGCAUUUCAAGAGAAUGGGAAGUGCACUGCCCUUUAUCUGCUGCUACCAAUCGCCAUAUACAAAAUCAGAUGUACCAAAGCUUGGGGUAGGGUCCAUUUCCAUCUGGGAUUUGAAGGCUGUCGGCCCUUCAAUAUGGAGUUCACUGCUCAGACAUUAAUUCCCACGUUCAUGAGAAUCGACCAUGUCCACUCGUUCGUGUGUGCCCUCACAAAGAUGACCGACUCCACCCGGCAACACCAGCAAACAAACACACUAGAAUCCCACUACGAUUUCAAUUUCAACCCACAUCUGAAGACCCAACCAUUUUGGAAAAGUAACCAUCCAUGAGGACUGAAGUCGGAAAGAAGACGGCAAAAUGCUGGGCCCUGGCCCCUCGCCCUUUAUGUGUUUGAUGAUAUUCUGCAGUGGGUUUGGUUUGCCACUUGCAGGCCAGGGCGCGGUGGAAGAAACUGAUGAACAUGAGCUGAACGUUUGUGACGAAGACUAUGUUGACUGGAGGAAGAGACCUGCUGUGAGAGGACGCCAUGGAGGGAUGCUCGCUGCCUCCUUUGUAUUGGUUGUUGAAGUAUUGGAGAAUCUAGCGUACCUGGCCAAUGCAAGCAAUCUUGUUCUGUAUCUGUCUAAGUUCAUGCAUUAUUCUCCAUCCGGUGCUGCCAACAUUGUCACCAAUUUUAUGGGCACAGCUUUCUUUCUCGCUCUCCUUGGUGGCUUUCUAGCAGAUGCUUUCUUCACCACUUAUUCUAUCUUCUUGAUAAGUGCUGCAAUAGAAUCCUUGGGUCUGCUAAUUCUCACCCUCCAAGCUCAUGUACCAAAUCUGAAGCCACCCACAUGCUUUCCAAAUCAACCCGGCGGUCCAUGCCGGAGGGUUGGGGGUGGGGAAGCGGUGAUGUUAUUCGCCGGGCUUUACCUGGCCGCGCUGGGAGUCGGAGGGAUAAAAGGGUCGCUUCCUCCUCAUGGGGCUGAGCAGUUCGAUGGGACCACCUUAGAAGGAAGAAAGAAAAGGUCUGCAUUCUUCAACUACUUCAUAUUCUGUCUUUCCUGUGGAGCUCUAAUUGCUGUGACUCUCGUGGUGUGGAUAGAAGAUAACAAAGGCUGGAAGUGGGGUUUUGGGAUCUCCACUCUUACAAUAGUAAUCUCUAUCCCUAUUUUCCUCCUUGGUUCGCCUACUUACAGAAUUAAGACUCCGGCAGGGAGCCCAAUCACCACCAUCUUCAAGGUUCUAGCUUCAGCUGCUUUCAACUGUAGAAAAUCAAAGAGGUUGAAUAAAGUUGUGAUGAGUAUGUCCACAAGUUCAGUCUCUUCAGACAGGGAUGUCGAUGAUCAUCACCAUAUCCAGAGCCAGAGUAGAGAAAAGAACCCAUCUGACGAUCAAGAUUCAACAGAUCAAGGGUUGGAGUUCCUGAAUAAAGCAGCAAUCAACAACCCCGACCACCCACAAGUUCUAAAAUGCACAGUGAAACAAGUAGAAGAAGCCAAAGCAGUAGUAAGAACAUUCCCCAUUUUCGGGUCCACCAUAAUGCUCAACUGCUGCCUCGCCCAGCUCUCCACAUUCUCCGUCCAACAAGCCGCCACAAUGAACACCAAACUGGGUUCCCUAAAGGUCCCCCCCGCCUCUCUCCCGGUUUUCCCAGUCCCGAAGCGGUACAGCUACACCUACAGGUCCACCGGGGGGGAGCCAUCUUUUAAGAAACAACGCAAUUCUCUUGACAUUUUAGUGGUUUGAGUGUUGAGAGGUGGUUCUUCUUCUUCAUUUGGUGUAAUGGAAUAAAUAAACUGAGAUGGUGGUGGUGGUGGUAGUGAGAGAGAUGUAUCGAGAGGGGCAUCAUGUUAUGUAUAUGUAUGUGGGUUCGAAUUUUCAUGUGUUACCCGAUGGGCAAUCUAGAAUUUCAUGUAAAGGACCCCAAAUUCAUAUAAAUAUAAUCGGAUAAUAGUAGUUGCCAAUC